CCAAACAUGACCCUGAAAGAACGACAAAACAUCCCACCGCGUUUUACAUUUGGGCUCAAUAUUUUCUUUGGAGAGAAAAUUGGAAAGAAGAAAAAGAAAAAGUUCACGCCUUUUUUGAUUUUUUAUUCUUUGCUUGCCUUACACAAACGAAAAAAUUAGCGAGUAAAAAAAAAAAAAAAAACUUCUGGCCGCCUCACGCUGUUAGCCGGCUACCUACCAACCUUUGCUUUCAGUCUUCACGUAACCCUACUUUCCGGCCUUCCUACCUCUCCGAUGGCAACCGCUGAGAAACCCGUCGCCACUACUACCAUUACCACCACCACUCCAGGCUCCGUCGCCAAUUCAUCGGCAGAUCCAAACUCUAAGAAUACCUUGUACCCCGCCCCGCCUUCCACGGAUAAGUCAGAUCCUCGUAUCACUGAUACUCCUGCUUCUGAAGUAUCUCUAAAGGAGAACGAGAUUUCGAAGACCAUCGGGACUACUGUGGGCUCGGUCGCAGGGGAUAGCGGCGGUCCCGUUAACGAUACCCAGAAGAAGAUUCGCCGAGCUGAGCGGUUCGGCGUACCUGUCCAGUUGUCCGAGCAAGAGAAGCGUAAUUCCAGGGCUGAGAGGUUUGGCACUGCACCCAGUUCGAAUGGAUCAGAAGCAUCAAAGCAAUCGGAGGACUUGAAGAGGAAAGCCAGAGCAGAGAGGUUUGGGCUUGUUGUACCCUCUACAGCUACCGAUGAGGAGGCCAAAAAGAAAGCACGUCUUGCCAGAUUUGCACCAUAUUCCAAAACUGAUACAGUGGAAGAAGAAAAAAGAAAAGCAAGGGCAAUCAGGUUUUCUACUCCUCCAUCAAGUUCUUUACCACAGGUGAACGGCAAGGGGAAUAUUGAACCAGGGGCUCCUAUUGCUGGAAAGGCUGGUGGAGGACCCUAAAUAGACUUGCCUACAUAUUUAGAAGGUCUAGUGUCCUAACAGCUUCUGAUUCCCUCAGCAGCUACUUUACAGUGUUUUCUAUCCAACCUUAGAAUUCUUAGAUGCAGUACUUCUUUAUCCCCAGAUAAAUUUCUAAAGCAGUGAAGACGUUUCUUUGGCAGUAUGGAUGGUUUUCUUCUUUUUUUUUUUUUCAGGCACAGCUAUGGUAUCUAUUCACUUGUUGAGGCCUAGAGAGGAAGCAGCAACCACCUGUAGUGCUAACCUAUCUCAAAUCCUACAAAGAGCAUUAAAAAUUCUGGAAUAAUGGCUAAAAAUUUUCAACUUUUCCCUUUUGGAUAAUAUAAUUGAGAGAGUAAGUGGUUAGUAGUUUCCUCUUGAAAAAAUUAAUCGAUUUGUUUCUUUGCCAUUUUAAUAUUUGGGCAGUAUCUUAUACUCUUCCAAGUUGCAUAGUAUGAUCAAGUGUGAGACAGCAGUAGUAUUCAUAUCAAGUCUGACUUAUAUUUACUUGGGUUAAAGAACUAAAGUAGUAAAUGGUACAUGCUUCAUAGGAUUUCUCGGGGCUCUCUCUCUUUUAUAAAUAGCUAAAACCAAGAGGACUUUCUAUUUUAUUCUGGUUUUUAUAUGUCAGGAUAGGGUCUGUAGGUCUUUUUUUGGGGAGUGGGGCUUUUGGCUGUAGGACAAAUGAUAGACUUAAAUGCCUUGGAUCUGAGCAGACAUGGAUAAGUUCGUUUUCUGUAUUUACAUUAAAAAAUGAUUAGAAAGGCAGUAUUGUGGGAGUUUUUGAGGAUGCUUAUGUUUAGAUUGUUUUUGCUCAUUUGAUCGCUGACUUUUAUCUUGUUAUUUUUGUUCCUUUUAAAUAGAUUUGACAUUUCCUUUUAUUAAAAACAGAAAUGAAAUCAUUUGUUGGGUAUGUGCUUGAGCACGCAUGGUUAUUCAUGUGAUCAUUUGCAGGUUUGUUGCAUAUCUGUGCUCUGUAUCAUGACACUCAUGGCUCGAAUGGCAUUGAUUCAACUUAGUUCGUUAGUUAUCUUUUUAUGAAAAAUUAUCAUUGCAAUGCUGUUGUGGAUAUGUUACUACUGCUGUUUAGCAUUUGAUCAUGAGAGAAAUAUUGAAAACUGGGAAUGGUUUUAUAAUGUGAAGAUUGCAUGUGGAGAAUAUUUUCAAUCAAUGAUGAGAUUAUGUGAUCCAAAAGCUAAAACUCUUUCUGAGCCUGUUACAUGGGAAUUUCUGAUUUUUCUGGUUUGUAUUUGAGAUAAGUGAACACUACAAUUUAAGAUGAUUGCUAGCUUCCCUUGGUCUCACCAGGUGAAUUGGCUGAUAUGCGAGGUAAUUAUGCUGGGAUAGAAGGCUGUUAACGUUUCCUUAGUUUGUUGUCUAGUCAUGUAAUAAUAUUUGUAUCUUCUUGUCUGAAGUUGUAGUGUUCUUGUCAAAUUAACAGCUUCUUUGGAAUUUGUUUUUUGGUGGGAUGUUUUUUUAUGGUUAAACUAUGACUGGGGGAGUCAGAAAAUCUAACAUUUUUCUUUACAA
This is a messenger RNA of Durio zibethinus, 2448 nucleotides long. RefSeq lists its product as uncharacterized. Gene Ontology annotation, biological process: poly(A)+ mRNA export from nucleus. Gene Ontology annotation, cellular component: nucleus. The record is from RefSeq and is a predicted model, not a curated record. NCBI's taxonomy places the organism in Eukaryota, Viridiplantae, Streptophyta, Magnoliopsida, Malvales, Malvaceae.